Molecule: messenger RNA, 1809 nt
Organism: Menidia menidia (Atlantic silverside)
Lineage: Eukaryota; Metazoa; Chordata; Actinopteri; Atheriniformes; Atherinopsidae
Source: the annotation of a GenBank genome assembly
GUUCACAUAGGCUACGCACCCUCCAGUGUCGUCGUACGAUGGGCUGUUCGACCACAGCUGGACAGAUAACAAAGCGGUCGUGAGAGUUAUUCUGAACCUCAACUCUUUACUUUUAAGCUACAACCGCUCAGAUAUGGAGAAAGUUGUCCUUGUAACUGGCGCGAACAGCGGCAUCGGCCUGGCCUUGUGUGAAAGGCUCCUCACUGCCAACAACCAGUUGCGACUGUGCCUGGCCUGCAGAAACAUGCAGCGUGCUGAAGCCGCCCGUUCCGCCCUCCUGAGCUCUCAAACCAGCGCCCGGAUAGAUUUGCUACACCUCGAUGUGGGGUCCGUGCAGUCGGUGCUCAGUGCCGCUAAGGAGAUCAAGAGCAGAUAUAGCAGUAUUGACUUUUUGUAUCUGAAUGCAGGCAUUAUGCCGAACCCAACUGUGGACAUCGGAGCAUUUUUCAAAGGUCUUUUCUCCAGGAACGUCGUCAACAUGUUUGCGACAGCACAAGGGCUCUUAACCCAGCAGGACCGUCUCAACUCAGAUGGUCUACAGGAAGUCUUUGCCACUAACCUGUUUGGACAUUUUCUCCUGAUCAGGGAGUUGGAGCCUCUUCUAUGCCAGCCGGGUCGAACAUCCAGGGUCGUGUGGACGUCCUCGAGCAACGCCAGUCGCUCUGCCUUCAGCAUCAACGAUAUUCAGCACAAAAGUGGAACAGAACCCUACAGCUCAUCCAAAUAUGCGUCAGACAUGCUCAGCCUGGCUCUCAACGGACACAAGAACAACCAGGGGCUGUUUUCCUCCGUCAUCUGUCCCGGAUUGGUGAUGACGAAUCUAACCUAUGGCAUCCUCCCCUCUUUCUUCUGGACUCUGAUCAUGCCCAUAAUGUGGAUUAUACGAAUAUUCACCAACACCUUCACGCUGACACCAUACAACGGAGCGGAGGCAUUAUAUUGGCUGUUUUUUCAAAAGCCUGAAUCUCUGGAUCCAAGAGCAAAGUAUCACAGUUUAACGUCAGGCCUCGGAACAAACUACACAAAGCCUCAACAAAUGGACAUCGACGAUGAACUGUGCGAGGUGUUCUAUUCAAAACUUCUUGAACUGGAAACAGAAGUCAGAAGGAAACUAAGCAAGAGCGAUGCUGAUAACGAAGCCUAUCAGCGGUACAUCAGUCACGUAGAUUAGCGCUCAGUCUCAAAACAGAAAGUUUUGCUCUCUUAAAGAUCGAUCAUGCACUGCACUUGUUUGUAGGUUGGACUCUUAAAUAAUCAGUGAUGUUUGCAUGGUUGCUUUAAACAUCACCAACUUUAGACAAUUUCUAGAUUUUAUUUUAUUUUUUUCAAUGUGGUGCUUUUUUUUAGAUUUUCACACUAAUCUGUUCAACAUGCUCCCAAAAUGAUGGGUGUAGUCUUUAAGACUAUGUUUAAGGCAAAAUUAUCCCAGAAAUGUUCCUGUCAUAUUUUUGUGAACUUGUGCCACAAAACUUCAAAUUUUACUUCACAUUGUGAAUUUUUAAAAUGGAACUCAAUUGCAUUGUAGAAGAAAACUUCACAUUUCUUGCAUAUGCAUUCGUAAAAUAAUAUUCAUGUCAGCCAUGUACUCUCCAUGUGCUUAUUUCAAUUUUUUUACCAGGUUAGAAAGUGAGGGGCUUACUUUUUAACUGAAUGUUGAGUCAAGCCGUCAAGUCAUCGUUUGCAUUAUAUUACAUGUAACUAUAGAGACAAGGAGAGAAGAUUCGGCUGUGCUGAGGUCAGAACACCACAGAAAUGGUAUUACAUUUUAUCGCGAGUUUCUUUAUUAUCAGAGCAUCUCGGUAUGUCGUA